CUUUCCACUGCGGCUGAACUGCGGGAGAACAUGCGCGCCCUCUUUUCUGGGGAAUUCACGUCCCUGACACUGUUGAUGCCAGAUCACAAAGUCCUCAAUUACAUCCAGUGUCCAAACUCUCCAUUCUACAGCUCGAGACCAAGUCAACUACCCUCCGGACAUGCGGUAGUGUCUUCCACUUCUCCUCCGAUCCUUUCCUUGACGCUUUCCGUACAAACAACAGCAAGAUCAGCGCAGUGUCUCGAAAAUGGCGCAAGUCAUUGCGAACUCCGGCCACGAUGAUAUGAUUCACGAUGCAGUGUUAGAUUACUACGGGCGACGUUUAGCGACAUGUUCGAGCGACAAGACGAUCAAGAUCUUCGAAAUAGAUGGUGACCAGCAUCGGUUAACGGAGACGUUGAAAGGUCACGAAGGCGCAGUAUGGUGCGUGUCGUGGGCACACCCCAAAUUCGGCACACUACUCGCAUCCUCCUCGUACGACGGCCGAGUACACAUCUACCGCGAGACUCCCGCACAACAGCCAAACCACCAAGCCACAUGGUCUCUAGUCUUCACAUCCACCAUUCACACCGCCUCAGUGAACAUGGUAUCCUGGGCACCUCCCGAGCUAGGCUGUCUACUAGCCUGCGCUUCCUCAGACGGCAACGUCUCGGUCCUCGAAUUUCGGGAUAACCAAUGGGCUCACGUCAUUUUUCCUGCACACGCAAUGGGUGUGAACGCAGUAAGUUGGGCACCAGCAGGCAGUCCCGGCGCUAUCACCAGGAAAGACGGCGGUGGCGGUACCAGUAACGUCCGCCGCUUCGUUACAGGCGGGAGCGACAAUGCAGUCAAGAUCUGGGAGUUCAACAAGGACACUCAAAACUAUGAGAAUACGCUGGUUCUACCGUCUGGACAUGGCGACUGGGUAAGGGACGUGGCGUGGAGUCCGACGCUCUUGAGCAAGACUUAUAUCGCCAGUGCAUCGCAGGACAAGACGGUGAAGAUCUGGACGAGUACCAACCCGGCGGACAGCAAUUCGUGGACGCUUGCGAAGACGCUUGAAUUCGAUGCGGUCUUGUGGCGCGUUAGUUGGAGUUUGUCGGGCAAUAUCCUGGCCGUGAGUGGUGGGGAUAAUAAGGUUACGCUGUGGAAGGAGGAUCUUAAGGGGAACUGGGAGAUGGUCAGGGAGGUUACGGAAUAAAGCAUCACGCCUUGAUGCGACAACUACGCGCGGGAUGUGCUUUCAUGGCAGGACAGUAUCAUGCAUGAUCUGUACCGAGUACGUGGAAAAAUGCGUUUCCAAGGCGAAAGGUCUCAUGUAAGAUUCUUGACUGGGUCGACCAAAAGCUACACAAACACAGGGUUCAUAAGACAACGAUGUUAGAUUCGAACGAUGAAGGCGGUUCAAAAUCAUCA
This is a messenger RNA of Exophiala viscosa, 1395 nucleotides long. Its product is annotated as protein transporter sec13. NCBI's taxonomy places the organism in Eukaryota, Fungi, Ascomycota, Eurotiomycetes, Chaetothyriales, Herpotrichiellaceae. Gene Ontology annotation, molecular function: structural molecule activity; protein binding. Bases 248 to 1180 code for a protein of 310 amino acids. Gene Ontology annotation, cellular component: COPII vesicle coat; nuclear pore outer ring. The record is from RefSeq and is a predicted model, not a curated record. Gene Ontology annotation, biological process: COPII-coated vesicle budding; positive regulation of TOR signaling; protein import into nucleus. The transcript is spliced from 4 exons.